UUUGGAAUUUCGCUUGCGUUGUGCGCUUGUAUUGUUUCUCUUUAUUAUUCGAAAUAAUUUCUAUUAUAAAUGAAAAAUGGGUAAAUUCAAGUAUUGUAGGGUGUGUCUUGUGACAGACGUGAAGAUGUUCAGUUUAGAAACUUCUUCAAGUGAUUCUAUUGGAGUUGUUUACUCACAUUUAGUUCAGGUUCCGAUAUUUGAUAGAGACCAACAUGUCUGUUUUGUAUGUGCGAGUCUCCUGCACAAGUUUCAGGAAUUCAAAUCCAAAUGUUUAAGAGCUCACAAUAUUUUAUCUAGAUUCCAAUUUGGCCCUACUCGUAUUACAAAAAAAACUAUUAAAAAUAUUGACAGGAAAUUCAACAAAUUAGAAUCCAAUUUAAAUGUAACACAUUUAUCUGAACAAAAUCAAGUGUUCAACGAAGAUACAGAAAUAGAAACAAAACAAAUUCAAGGCGAAGGCACUUACAAAUUAGAGGUCAGUGAAAAAUUUGACCAAGAAAUCUCAGAAAUCGAUGAGAAUAACGAUUUUGACGAAAGUUCUAACGAUAUCAAUGCAGACUUCAUAGAUGUGACAGAAGAAACACUAGAAGAAGUAGAGGAUGUUAAAACGAAAACGAAAAAGAGACAGUUGGAAACUGUUAUCAAAAGUGAAGAUAACUUUAGUGAUGAUGAACCGCUAUCUAAAAGUAUGACUGAAAGGGCUCCCAUAAUGAAAAGUACGGGAAAACAAAUGGACAUGAGUAUAUUUGAUGACUAUGGCACUAUAACAUACCUUACCCCAGAGGACGCAAAGAAAGAACUGUUGCUUAGAAAAGAGACUAGUAAUUACAAACUAUGUAAGUUUAAAUGUGAGCUGUGCUAUAGAGGGUUUGAAGUUAAAACCGCUUUCGAUAAUCAUACUAAGAGUCAUAGUCCUGAAAAUGGUGACUAUGGAUGUGAUAUCUGCCACCUCUGGUUUCCAGUACAAGCAUCACUGUGUAAACACAGAAUAACCCACAAGAGGAAGUUUACCUGUAAAGUGUGCCCUUAUGUUUGUUAUGAUAUGAGCCAAGCAAAGGCCCAUGUGAGCCUGCACCGAGGAAAAAAGUAUCCGUGUAAACAUUGUGGAGAAGUAUUCAGCAUGCCGAACACUCUAAUUAUGCACACACGAUUAAAACAUUUGAAGGAGAGUACAGUUCGCGAGAGUGUCUGUCAACUCUGUGGUGACGUGUUUGGGGCACCGAAAGGACUAUACUUACAUCAGUUGAAGGUGCAUAAACAGGUUGAAAACGACGAAUUAGGACCUAAAUGCGAAGACUGUAAUGCGCAUUUUGCUUCAGAACUGGCGUGGAAACGACAUCUAGUGCUUUCUUCUAAGCAUAAAGUCAGUAAUGGCUGUAAGAUCUGUGGCGAUACAUUCUCGAAUUCGGAAGGUCUCAAAGCUCACAUGACGGUGCAUAAUCGAACGCACCUACAGAACUACAGAACCUAUGUGAAGAAAUGGCCCGGGGAUUGUCCUAUUUGUGACAAAUGGCUAGCGACCCGCGCGGCGUACGAGAACCACGUGAUGACAGAGCACCCUGACACUGAGGAGGCGAACAAGAUCACCUUUGAAAAAGAAACAUCAUUCGUGUGUGAAUUGUGUGGGCAGAUAUUUAAGAAACAAUGCUUCCUAAAGUACCACCUACAUAAACACACGGGCGAGCGUCCGUACAAGUGCGUGGACUGCGACAAAACGUUCCAGACGGCGAGCGGACUCAGCAUACACCGCAGUAUACACAAACCGAAAACGUUGAAGUGUCACUUGUGCGCCCGUAGAUUUUCAUUAAAGAGCGCUAUCGCUAAGCAUAUGAAGUACGCACACCUCGGCGUCCGUCCCUACAAGUGCACGAUCUGCGACAAACUGUUCGUUUACUUGUGUGAUUUGAAACAACACAACAAAUACGUACACGACAAAGUACCGUGGCCUAAGAAGAAACCCAAAACGAAGACUGUUGAUGAAGCAACUUAUAUGGAGUAAUCAGAAGGCACUGAUCGUCUAAUGCUGAACAGUGACCAUGCCUUCCUCAUAGUCUACCACACUCUUCAGGUACUCACGCCUCGAAGGACAUCGUUGGUUCUAAUAAUAAUAAUAAUAUCAGUUGGCUGAAUGCCUUGGAUCACUCCCGUUAUUGGUGGGCUAGAGUUUUUUAUAUUUUAAAUGUUUUUUUACAAUCAAAUAUUUAAAAAAAAUAUUAAUCUAGUAUAGAAAAUAGUAAUGAAAUAAUAAUGGAAUCGAUUUAGUACUUUAAUAACUGCUUUUUGGCACAAUGUGGGCGAUUUGAAACAAUUUUUUCUCUCUUUGGGUCCUAUGCUCAUAAAUGGCGUAUUAAUCCAAGAAAGCAUUAUAACUAAGACUUUGAGGACUUUAAUUGAUAAGUUAUUAGUAAAGAGGAAUAGCAAUAAUGUUUAUUAUAUUUGUGUGAUACCUAAUGUUAAUUAUAUAGACGGCUUGUGUAAGUAUUUUACUACGUAAAUCAAAUAUAGUUUUA
Molecule: messenger RNA, 2510 nt
Organism: Spodoptera litura
Lineage: Eukaryota; Metazoa; Arthropoda; Insecta; Lepidoptera; Noctuidae
Product: zinc finger Y-chromosomal protein 1-like
Cellular component (GO): nucleus
Molecular function (GO): zinc ion binding
Source: RefSeq, a predicted model, not a curated record